GAGAUCGUCUUCUAUGUCGCGGUCAACGGAGUCAUCGGCUGUCUCGGCUGUCUGGCCAACGUCAUCAACAUCAUUGUAUUUGUUAAGCAGGUGAGUGUGUGCUGUCUGGCCACCUUAAUCAACAUCAUUGUCUUCAUUAAGCAGGUGAGUCUAAGCUGUCUGGCCAACAUCAACAACAUCAUUGUCUUCUUUAAGCAGGUGAGUCUAAGCUGUCUGGCCAACAUCAACAACAUCAGUGUCUUCGCUAAGCAGGUGAGUCUGUGCUGUCUGGCCAACAUCAAUAACAUCAUUGUCUUCGCUAAGCAGAUGAGUCUGUGCUGUCUGGCCAACAUCAAUAACAUCAUUGUCUUCAUUAAGCAGGUGAGUCUAAGCUGUCUGGCCAACAUCAACAACAUCAUUGUCUUCGGUAAGCAGGUGAGUCUGUGCUGUCUGGUCAACAUCAAUAACAUCAGUGUCUUUGUAAAUCAGGUGAUCUCGUGUUCUCUUUACGAUAUUUAUAAUCGAGUACCGUAAGCAAUAAACCGAUGAUCCGAAUAUUUAAGGCUCAUCUUGUUCAUGCUGAUAUAUCAAGCGCAGAGAUUUUUCAUAGAUUCCAAAAAUUGUAAUCGGUGAAUGGCACCAUUCUACUAGGUAACAAAGUUGUAAGUUACUGGACUUUUCGUGUUUUCUUGUUGUUUUAAAUCUUAUAAAAUGAAAAUCGUAUGGUGUUUGUUUAUUUUAUAACAACAUAUAGUUUGACUUUAUUGUACGCGUUGUUCUUGGGGGGGGGGGCAGGGAGGGGGGUGGCGGCCCCCCCCCCCCCCCAAUCCUACUGGAGAGAUGCCUGAGAGAAACACACAGAUGCUAUAUUGGACCAAUGUCCUUACAUAUUACAAUUUUACCAGAUAGCCGUAUGCCGAUAUCUAACCAGAUAACUAAGCGAUGUAGUAAUAUAGUCAAUGGGUUAGAUAAGCAGAUAUAUAUUGCACCAAUAAAUGUGUUCAAUCAGUGGCGUACCUAGUGGGGGCGAAAGGGGGUGGGGUUGGGGGUCUUAAAAGUUCAUUUUUUACCGUCUCUUACUAAUAUUAUAUAAUUUGUACGGGGGCGCAGUUUUGGAGCACACCCCGAGUGGCGUUAAAUAACCAAAUAACAUAUUUAACCAACCAUUACAUUGAUCGAAAACGUCGGUUCUCAACCUGUGGGUCGCGACCCUUUUGGGGAUCGAGCGUCCUUUACACAUGGGUCACAUAAGACCAUUGGAAAACAAAUUAUGAAGUCGCAACGAAAAUAAUUGUAUGUUUGGGGGCACCACAACAUGAGGAACAUGAUUAAAGGGAUGCGGCUUUAGAAAGGUUGAGAACCACUGAUCUAAAACAUACUUAACCAGCCAUUACAUUUAUAUAACACAUAUUCAACACAACAUUGCAUUAAUCUAAAACAUAUUCAACACACCAUUGCAUUAAUCUAAAACCUGUUCAACUCACCAUUAAACGCCUCACGUUAACCUAUUCAACAAGGCAUUCAUUUAUUCACCGAUCCGUGAAUUUAUUCAGCCAACCUGACAUUUACCUACCAGGGUUUCAAAGACUCGGUCAACAUCAGCUUGUUUGGCCUGGCCGUGUCCGACCUGGGAAGUCUCGUGGCGAUCGUCUGGGAGAGUGUGUGCCUUAACCCACUUUUCUUUGACAGCGGAAGUGCAUUUUCAACUGUCGACAUUCACUACCUGACGUCAGGUAGAACACUUAUCAUUAUUAUUAUUACACACCUUUAACCGAUGCUUUAGUUACAAAAUGGAAAUUUUUUUUUUAAACUCUUAAAAACCUGAACUCUAUACUUUAUGACCUUAACAAAAAGUCAGCAUUUCUCAGGGGAAUAAAACAUAGCGUGCAUUUAUAGUUUGGGGCUCAGAUAAAUGAAUAGAAUAUUCUGUUUAGAUUUCCACACAAAAAAAUAGAGUACGCUAUUUAUAUAAACAAACAGACUGGGCAUUUCAGAUAUAUUUAAAAUGUAUUGUGCGAUUAAGAAAACCUUAUAGACAGUGGCGACGCUACACCAGGUCCCGCCGGGUCCCAGGACCUGGUAAAUAAACUUGGGACCUGGCAAAUGACCUGGUAAAUUUUUAUUAGUUACUAAUAUUGUAUAUAUGCUCAUUAAGCGUCAACUACAUUACAUGUAGGAGAACUUCCAUUUUAAAUGCCUUUUUAUGUUUAAUUUUUUAUUUGUAAUACAUUUAUUUGGGACCCGCCAAUUUUUUUUAAGACCUGCAAGGGACCCGCCAUGUUAAAUUUCUGAUGGCGUCGCCACUACUUCUAGAUGUUCAUGUUUUGAUAAAUCAAUCGUGACAUAAAAGAAACCCGUCUACUUCUUUCAGAUUUUGGGGGGUAAGAACGUGGCAAUGCGGCAGGGAGAGCGGUGCUUUAGCUUUGGGGUUUGUUUGGCCGUGGCGUGGUAGGAGACGCGUGGGACUGGAGAUGGUUCGGCCAUGGCGUGGGAGGAGACGCGUGGGACUGGAGAUGGUUUGGCCAUGGCGUGGGAGGAGACGCGUGGGACUGGAGAUGGUUCGGCCCAUGGCGUGGGAGGAGACGCGUGGGGCUGGAGAUGGUUCGGCCCAUGGCGUGGGAGGAGACGCGUGGGGCUGGAGAUGGUUUAACACAACUUUUCCAUUACCUUUUAGUCAAUAUCACCAUAAAUAGAGUCUCAAGUUCCUAAAAUUUCGUGGCAAAAUGACAUUUGUGGUAGAGAGUAGAUAGGGAAACUCCGGAUGGGAAUAAUUUCUUAGGAUUCAUUUUGCAUGUGCUCAGUCUCUUGUUUUGAAAUGGAAAAGGUACUCAACGCGUCCCCCCCCCCAACUGUAUCUUCAAAUGAUGUUAGAUUCCGUCGCCUUCAUGUUCAAAAUAUUCUGCAUUUCAGCGGUCCCCCACGGGAUUUUUGUGAGGAUCGCCUGGUGGAUCACGACAUUCAUCACCUUCGAGAGGUGUCUUUGCAUCGCCAUGCCGCUCAAGGUCAAGCAGAUCAUCACCCCGAGACGCACCGUCUACAUCAUCGUCGUCAUCUUCGUCCUAACAUUCCUGGGGAUGUCGCCGCUGAUCAUGGCCAACCGCAUCGGACCCGUGUUCGUCCCGGCGUUGAACAGGACCCAGGUUGUCCGAAUCUACCGCGAGAACGGACUGUUCAUAGAAAACUUGGGUCUGAUGUUCAACAUAUCGUUUCAGUUCGGUUCUUUCAUCAUCGACUUCAUCUGCACCGCCAUCAUCAUUCAGCAGCUUAACGUCAAAUCGAAAUGGCGGAACGAGUCUGCGCAGAUUUCCGGCUCCGGCGCGAAAGAGGGGCUAGCGACGCGUGACCGUAAGGUGGUGAAAAUGGUGACGCUCAUCUCCGUGAUCUUCAUCGCCUGCCUCAUGCCGAGCUGUGUGAACUUUCUUCUCGGCAUCGUCCUGGCCCCCGAUUACACGAUCAUGGGGAGGCAGCAGAACCUCUUCCUCGUCAUCUGGUCGACCAUCUUCACCCUGGAGUCCAUCAACAGCUCCGUGAACAUCUUCGUCUACUACAACAUGAGCUCAAAGUUCAAGGCCGUGUUUGAUGAUCUCUUC
Lymnaea stagnalis (great pond snail) is the source of this 3569-nucleotide messenger RNA. NCBI's taxonomy places the organism in Eukaryota, Metazoa, Mollusca, Gastropoda, Lymnaeidae. The record is from the annotation of a GenBank genome assembly.